AUGUUCUGUUGGGGUGACGGUGCGGGAGGACAGCUCGUCCUACCCGUGCGCGAAGAAACUGAUCCCAUUUUUGUCAGACCAACACUUGUUAAUUCGCUCCCUGAGCAAUUUUUAAAUCUCUCUUGUGGGGAACAGCACUCGUUAUUUGUAACGGUCGAUGGACGGGUCCUGUCAUGCGGACGCAACUCGAAGGGACAACUUGGAAGAAAGAAAAGCAAAGACACUAAACUUCCUGUGGUGGAGGGCCUGGGUGGGGUGGUGGCUGUAGCAUGCGGUCAGGAUCACAGCUUGGCUCUCUGUGAGUCUGGACAGGUUUACUCUUGGGGCGCAGGAAGCGACGGUCAACUGGGCAUCAACACAACGGACUCAAAAGUGCCCACGCCAGUAAAUGUACCAAUACCCUCUCCGUUGCCGAUACCAGUUGUGCAGGUUGCUUGUGGAAAUUUCCAUUCCUUGGCCCUCUCAAAAGGAGGUGAGGUGUUUUCCUGGGGCCUCAACAGUUAUGGACAGCUUGGCCUGGGAAAGGCCAUACACAGGCAGCUGGUACCUGCCCUGGUGCGAUCCCUCACUGGGGUUCCAGUAACAAAGAUCUCAGCUGGAGGGGCCCACACCUUGGUCCUCACACUCCCUGGUCUGGUGUAUUGCUGUGGGUCUAACAAGAGUGGACAACUGGGCCUCAACAGGGUGGAUGAGAAUGGUCGUUUCACUGUGUGUGCUGUCCCAGCUCUCCGGUCUCUGGGUGUCUCCACCAUCAGCUGUGGAGAAGCACACACUGCUGUCCUCACAAAGGAUGGUGAGAUCUACACAUUUGGCGAUGGAACCCAUGGUCAGCUUGGACACAACUCCACCAACAGGGAGCUCAGACCCCGAAAGGUGGAUGAUAUCAACAAGCCAGCUAAGAAAAUCACCUGUGGCAGUCACCACACUCUGGUUCUGCUGUCAUCUGGGAUCCUCUUGGCAUUUGGCAGUGGGGUCAAAGGUCAAUUAGGGAAUGGCAGUAGAACGGGCAGUCUCCGACCCACAGCCCUGGACUGUCCCUGGAAUAUCCCUGCACUGGAACUACAAUCAGAGAUCAAACUUGCCUCGGGAUGGAAUUCCAAUUUCGUUUUUUUCUCGCCAAUCCAGACCUCUGUUCUUGGAGAGCCAAUUGGAAAACUAGACGAUGCCAAAAUACAGAGGUGGCUAGCAUUAGCAGAUAGUGACAGAUGCAUCGGAGAAGCCAAAAGGGAGAUUUGCUUGACAUUUUCAACCAGUUCAAAUCUUGUUGCCAGCUUCAUGAAAGACAGUGAUUCUUUGAAUGGAAAUAGGGCAGACCUUGUGAAAGUUGAUGUGAACCGUGCUAGCCAGGUCUUCAAAAAGCUGCUGGAAAUUUCUUGGAUCAAGAAAUCAAUGAACAUCACACCCCUUGUUGCAAAUCUUGUCUUUGCCUCUCCGGUAAUGAGGUCCCCAGAGAUCUUCAUGAUUCUUCCCACCUGUCCUCUCCUCCAUGAAGACCAGAACGUUGUAAACCUUACGCUGCCAUUGGCAGUAGCUCUCACCAAUCUCCACGACUCAGCAAUGAAAACCCUGAAGGACUGGUGGUCAACCAUGGGAGCCCCUGUGAUGACCAAACAUAUUCUGAUGUGGAAGCAGGCCCUGUCCUUUCUCCUGAGAUCUGAACUGUGGCUCAAUUUCACCCCUGGUGUGAAGGCUGUGCUUGAAGUUCUCAAGUACCUUCAUCGAGCAAACAAACGGGCAGAAGCGGCCAGGAAAGUUCCUCUAACAGAGUUUUACAUUGAAGAGAUCGGUACAACACCAUUGUUGCUUGAACAAGAUGUGACACUCUGGCGUCAGAUAAAGUGGCGUCAAGUGCAGGAGGUGGAUUUGACACCUGCCAUAUUCUGCCGUUACCCUUUUCUUCUUGAUCUGCAAAGCAAGAUAAGGAUUUUCAACCACGAUGCAUGUGUAACAAAGUUAACUCACCAAUACAUGCAUGAAGAUGCUAUCUCUGGACAGUUUCAAAAUCUGUUCACAUGGGAGCCCCCGACACCCAUCAUUCAGCUGAAGCUUAGACGCACAGCAUUGCUGGAGGACACCUUCAGACAACUCGCUAGCAACGAUCAUGACAACUUCAAAAAGGCGCUGAUGGUAAAGUUUGCUGAAGACUCAAAACUGACAGAUGUAAACAAGAAGGACUUUUUUCUUCAUGUCUUUGAUGAGCUUCUGGCACCUGAAUCUGGGAUGUUUAUGUACAACGACUCUCAAACUCUGAUUUGGUUCCCUGCCAAGCCUACAGUUAAGGCCAAGAGCUACUUUCUGUUUGGGAUCCUGUGUGGACUAGCCCUGUACAACAGCAAUAUAGUGCACAUGCCAUUCCCCUUGGCCUUGUUCAAGAAGCUGGUUGGCAUUAAGCCAUCUCUGGAGGACUUCACCGAAUUUAGCCCUGUUGUUGGGAAGAGUUUGAGAUACCUCUUGGUCGACUACACCGAUGACGAUGUUGAGAACAUGAACAUGACUUUUUCCGUAGUCUGGGAUGGAGAGGCCGUGGAACUGGAUCAGACUGAGAAAGGAAAACAAGUCACAAGUUCCAAUAAAGAGGAGUUUGUCAGUGCUUAUGUGGAUUAUGCCCUGAAUAAGUCAGUGGAGAUGGUGUUUGAGGAGUUCAAGAGGGGAUUCUUCAAAGUGUGCGAUAGGGAUGUUGUGGAGUUCUUCCAUCCUGAGGAACUGAGAGGAGUGAUGGUGGGAAAGGAGGACUACGACUGGGACACGUUCAAACAGAAUACCACCUAUAAUGGAGGCUACCAUGCCAGACACCCCAAGAUCAUUGAAUUCUGGGAAGUGUUUGAGGAGCUGUUAGAUGAGCAGAAGAAAUCCUUUCUCUUGUUCGUGACCGGUUGUGACCGUGUGCCCAUCCUGGGUAUGGAUCAAAUCAGGAUGACCAUAACUGUCCGGCUCAACUCAACCCAACAGCAUUUUCCGGAGUCCCUCACCUGUCACACCCUGUUGAUGCUCCCAGUGUACGAAUCAAAAGAGACGCUGAGGAGUAGGCUUGUGGAAGCUCUUAACCAUAAGAGAGGUUUUUGGAUGGAAGAAACAGUCACUGAGGAUGCAGACACAUCUUCAAAGUAG
Messenger RNA from Chanos chanos (milkfish), 3108 nucleotides. RefSeq names its product probable E3 ubiquitin-protein ligase HERC4. Gene Ontology annotation, molecular function: ubiquitin-protein transferase activity. Gene Ontology annotation, biological process: intein-mediated protein splicing. NCBI's taxonomy places the organism in Eukaryota, Metazoa, Chordata, Actinopteri, Gonorynchiformes, Chanidae. The transcript is spliced from 23 exons. The record is from RefSeq and is a predicted model, not a curated record. Bases 1 to 3108 code for a protein of 1035 amino acids.